AUGGCCGACAAAGAUGCUAAACAGCCGUCGACAGUCUCGACAUCCGAACCUGUCGAGGCACGUCGCUUCUUUCGCUGGCAUGAGCCCGGCACCAGCAAAGCAGACAACUGCCUGACUUUCUUUAUCAAACAGCUCGACGGGAACAAUGUCACAAAUGCAUACUCGUCCGGUAUGGCAGAGGACCUCAACUUCGGCCCUGGCAACGAACUCAGCUGGAUGAACACGUACUUCAACGCCGGCGUCAUCAUCGGCGGUCCCUUUUCCAACCUCAUUCUCACCGUCGUCAGACCCCGUAUCUGGCUGACUUUCUGCCUGUUCACCUGGUCCUUCUUCGUGCUCUUCUUAUUCAAGUGCAACCAUGCCUCUGAGUUCUACGCCCUCCGCUUCUGCAUCGGACUCUUCGAGUCCGCCGCGUGGCCCGGCAUUCAGUACGUCCUGGGCUGCUGGUACACCAAAUCCGAGAUCGCCCGCCGCAGCGGCCUCUUCGUCAUGUCCGGCGUUCUCGGCCAGAUGUUCUCCGGCUACCUGCAAGCAGGCCUCUACAAAGGCAUGGACGGACGAGGCGGCAUGCCCGCCUGGCGCUGGCUGUUCAUCUUCGACUUCAUACUCGCCAUCCCUGUUGCUCUCUACGGGAUAAUAUUCUACCCAGACACGCCCGAAACGACAACAGCAUUCUACCUGAACGAGUGGGAGCGCGCGCGCGCCCUGGAGCGCAUGCAACAAGACGGACGAGCCCCUAACCCAUCCCUCAAAUUCGACUGGACAUUCCUUCGCCGCGUUCUGGCGUCGUGGCAGCUCUACGUCUUCUCAAUCGCUUACAGUCUGUGGACACUCACCUGCGGGUCUUAUGUCAUGCAGUACUUUACGCUCUGGCUCAAGUCCACAGGGCGCUACUCCAUCCCGCAGAUAAACAACAUCCCGACGUCUCUCGGCGCUGUCAAUUUCGUCUUCAUGCUAGGCACAGGGUACGUCGUGGACAUCCUUGGCCCGCACCGCCGCGGCGCCGUGUGUUUCGCCGUCGGCUGUCUCUGGACGUUCUGCUUCGCGGUGCUAACGCACUGGGACGUGUCUGAGAAGCUAAAAAUGGCUGCCUUUAUUCUCACGGGUUGCUAUGGGUGCUUUACGCCGCUGCUGGCCGGGUGGGUGAAUUCGGUCUGUGGCGGGGACCAGCAGCUGCGGGCGUUUGUGCUGGGGUUUAUGGUUUCGCUGGGGCAGGCGGUUGUGAUUCCGUUCCAGCAGCUGCAGUUUCCCUCUAGCCAGGCGCCGCAGUUUAAGGAGACGCAUGGCUGGCCGAGUGGGUUGGCGUUUGUGGUUGCGUUGACGCUGUUUACGGGGGUUGGGAUUGAUGGUGUGAGGCGGUUGAGAGAACGGAAGUAAUAUUUAACCUGUUUAGUAUUUGGUACGUUAAUUAGGGUUAAAAUGGGUAAUUUCUAGCGGAUGUCCCCCGCC
Messenger RNA from Aspergillus versicolor CBS 583.65, 1449 nucleotides. RefSeq lists its product as uncharacterized. Gene Ontology annotation, biological process: transmembrane transport. Gene Ontology annotation, molecular function: transmembrane transporter activity. The coding region runs from base 1 to 1377 and encodes 458 amino acids. The record is from RefSeq and is a predicted model, not a curated record. NCBI's taxonomy places the organism in Eukaryota, Fungi, Ascomycota, Eurotiomycetes, Eurotiales, Aspergillaceae. The transcript is spliced from 2 exons. Gene Ontology annotation, cellular component: membrane.